AUGAAUAAAAACGCCAAGGGUAGGAGCUACCUAGACAUUCUUCGGUUUUAUAGCAAAGAUGAAAAUCAACAGGGGGUGCAUUUUUCGGGGGGGGUUGGUAGUCCAGUCGGACUGCAAAGUGGCCAUUCCUUCUGUAAAGGCGUGAAGAAGGAACGUUUUUUCAAUGUGCGUAACUGGGAUGGAGCUGACUCACACCAAGGGAAUGACGACCGUCCCUUGGGGGAGGACAAAGAGAGUCUGAACACGGACUCCUUUUUCAGAACCCUCUUUUGUAAUCAGAAGAUGGGAAGCAGCAACAAUCGUCAUUAUACCAGUGGUUGCUAUCGUAGUAACCCCUUCGAGGAGGAAGAAAAUAAUAAUGCCCAGAGGAGGAACUUAAAAAAAAUGGUAACCUAUGCAACAAGGGGGAAGAGAGUUAAACCCGUACACGAGGAAGAUACACUAAUUCGAAACCUGAGAAGAGAGCAAAGGAUGAGAAUGCUCUGUCUACAAAAGGAACAUGGGUGCAUGAAAGGUUAUCAAAAGAAAAUGGCUAGCUGUUUUGCUGCCUACAGGAGGAGGAAGACAUGCACCAUUUGCUUCCUGAGUAAUAAUACGGAACACAUGGAAAAGUGCAAAAACUGCUCCCUGCACUUUCACGUGUACUGCUACAAGAUGUUUAGGGACAACUUCAAUUUGAGCGACUUUGUGUGUGACGUGUGUGUGGACUGCGGGGCAGCAGGCGGUACGACUAGCAAUUUUGCCCCCCAACAUGUACCCCACCGUGCAUACGCCCACCAGCGCACAGACGAACCCUACAGGAAGUACCACUUUGCCUAUAAGAGGAAAGAUGUCGACGUGACCAACGAACCGCUCGAUUGUGCCCCCCAAGUGGAGGAACCAAAUACGCAAAGUGGUUCACCAAGGAAAAGUAAAAAUUUUAAAUGCCUAAGUGAAGCCGAAUUUGGCAACAGUAAUGACCUCCUCCAUGGGGAGGGUAAUCAAAAAAUAAAUGGAUCAUCCAAAAGGAAAGCAGAAGGUGGGAAGAAGAUACCCACCGAUGAUUGCCUCUAUGACGGGGCCAUUCAUCAUCGCGAUAUGGCAUACCACUCCGAUACGAGAUGCAACCGAAGGGUGAGUCAUGAAAUAGGUCCCUAUAACAAGAAGGCAAAGAGGCAACUAAAGAAAAGGGCCGAUUUAGAAAUGACGUCAGAGAAGGUUACCAAAAUGGUGGGAAAAUUGUUAAGGCCGUUGGAGAACCACAAAAUGGACUCCCAUUCUAUGCUAUUCCAGAUGGAGCAAAGUCAAUCUAAUCAACCCCCCCACGAGGGGAAAAACACCCAAUACAUGCACGCCAUUCAGUAUAAGCUCCACCUGCAUGAACGAGCGAGUCAACAGGUAAAGUGCAGCAUUUGUAAUGGCCUUCACAGAAACGUCCUGAUGAUCAGGACUGGCCCAGACUUAUGGUUCCACGUGUGCUGUCUCUACUACAAUGAUCUCUCCAAAUGUGGCUCCCUAAACCACCUAUACUUUGAAUGCUUCUUCCUAAAAUUCUACAACCAAGACUAUUUUAGUAACAUGUAUGGAAAACUAAAGGGGGUUAAUGAAAUAAUCGUCCAAAAAGUCAAGCAGGAAUUAUUGAGCAGUUAUAACACCACCAUUCACAGUCACUCCUUCAACUUUCUCAUGAACCCCUACUACUACAACUUGACGCUUAAGCAGAUCAAAAAUUUGAUUUUUUACAACUUUAUUCUGCAAACGAAUGUGUUGUAUGGGAGGAAAACUUCUUGGUGUGGUGGUUCCAGUUUGCAGGUUUCACCCAUCGGAGGUGAUGAAGGGGAAGGUAUCAUUAAGGGCGUGUUGUGUACCAACCUGGGGAGCGAUAAUUUGGCUGAAAUGAACUUUGGUUGGACGGACAGGCGUCGUGUGAGCGAAUCGUCCAGCUGUGCACAGUCCAACAGGAGGAGAAGGAACAGUCAGAGGGGUAGUCAAUCCCGCAUUGAUCUGCAUGGUAAAUUAUAUAACCAAUAUGAGCACUCUUCUAGUUUAAGUAGCGAAGCGAGCAGCUACGUGGGCAGUAGCAGCAUACCCAGCUGCAGCGAUUCCUCCUCUGAUGGAGCAACCAUGAGGGACGACACGCAGGAUAUGGAAGAAGGGGAAUACGAAGACGAACCGGAAAAUGACCCCUAUGUGGAUGACGACGAGGAGGACAUUAGCAUGCACUGUCAGAACGAACAUACCAACAUAUACUGCAUCGACACGAACAACUGUUCCGUUGUCACAGAGGAGAAUUAUUACACCACGGAUGUCUUGCACAUUGUAAGUAAUCACACAAGGAACGAAGUCAGUCUAAGUGUCAACAAGCAGAAUGAGCUGAAUUCAUUUUUCAAGGAAAUCGAACAGCUCAUUUAUAAGAGGGACUUCAUUCAUUUGAACAUUUUAAAAAAUAUUAAAGAGAAAAUCCAGGAGUCCGUCCUCAACAACCAUUCGAAGAUUUGCGUUUUUUGUAAAAAGGCAACUGGGAUAAAGACCAAAUGUAUGUUUCCAUCCUGUUGUACUUAUUUCCACAUUUCCUGUUACUACGAGUUCUUCCUACACAGUGUGCAUGUGAUUUAUGAAUGGAGGAGGGGCAUCAAAAGGGACGAUCAAUUCAACCGCAGGCAGGUAAACCAGGUAACAAACCCAGGGGAUCUCCCUCCCAGGACGAACAAACCGAUUAAACGACAAGACCGCAGGAAGAAGCGCUUACGCAACGGCAUCGGUAGUGACAAAAGUGAUCAGGACAAUGUUUGUCAUGGAAUCUAUGUUGACCGUUGUGAUCACGCUGAGGGAAGGGCAACGCCCAGUGCAGGUGUUGCAAAAAAUAUUCUAACGAAAGGGAACUCCCAGGAGCAGCCCCCUAUCGACGCACCCAAGGGGACGAUCCAGUACAUUCGAAAAAUUAAGAGGAAAAUAAUGGACAGCAGUGAGCAGCAAAAUGGGGGAAGUAACAACAGUGCAGCGGUGGUGGAUGGACCAACAAAUGGGUCAGCGAAAAUGAACCAAAAGAACACUGAAACGAAGAUGACCCCAAUUAUAUUUCCUUCCCCCGUUGAGCACGCAGAGAAGACAAAUCCCCGUGCGAAAAAAGAAGUAGUCGAUUUGGCGUCUACGCAGAUUGCCAGUUCAGGUGCCACCACAUUAGAGGAUCAACCCCAGAAGAGCAAAGUCACCGUGGAUGCAAGAGAAGGUAACACCGUUGGGUAUGGCCAAGAAGAGCGGGUUGAAGAUAAGAGUGGCAACCCAACUGGUGGAGGUUCCAGCCAAGGUUCCUUAUUAAGCACACGUCGUACAAGGAGUAAGGCAGUAGUUGUCCCCCUGAGUAACACCCAGAAGGGUUCAUUCGAGGAGGGAAAAGUGAACCAAACAGUUCGAUCGAAGAGUAACCACCAUCCCAAUGAACAGAACCAGAUGGUGGUGUUAGAUAACCUGAAGCAGAAUACAGUAAAAACAACGCCCUGCAAAAACACCCAAAUGGGAGAUCCUCACGGGAGGAGAUUUACAGAGAGUACAAGUUUGUGCAGCGACGUGAACAUAGCAGGAAUGAACAGACGGAAUCAGCGCACAGUUAAACAUUGUAGCAAGUAUCCAGCAAGGGAUUAUGUCACCGUAGGGGGUAUCCCUCGCCAGGGUGAGAAGCCAAACGUGAGAAUGCACAAACUGGUGCAGAGGGUCACUCACCAGGUGGAGCAGAAAACGCCACUCAGGGGAGAGGCCAAAUUGACCCCCAAAGUGACGCCAAAAAUAACGCCCAAAACGCGGGAUCGAUCGGAUCAACCAGGUCGACCACGAAGGGGUGACGACUGUGAGAGCUUUUCUUCCCUGUCGUCUCUGCUAUGCUCCUCCAUACCAUCAGACGGAAGUGAAUCCUCAUUCGACUCAAUCAGAUCGUCCGAUCGUUCUCUGUCCCUCCACUCGAAGUCGAAUUCGAUAUCUCUACACUCGUUGACGUUUUCAUCGGCGUCUUCUUCAUCGUCCAGCACCUACGCGUCAUCCGAGUGUGUAGCCAACACGUCUAGACAAAUAGCAUCGAGAAAAUGGGAUAUAACCUCCUCUUGUUCCUCCUCCGAUUCCUCCGUGACGUCAAAACUUAAUGGAAAGGCCAAGUCGAUAUCGAGCUCCCUAUCCGCAGCGUCGAACAGAUCUUGUCGAAAUAGCAAUUCCCCAUAUAGCAGCAACUCGCAGGAAGCGUUAUCCUCCUCGUGCGGGGAGGGCUUUCCAAAUACCAAGUUGGGCUAUAAUAUGGGGAACUCAAACAACAGACAUCAUACUAGUGCGAACAGUGGAAAUGCUAAGAGGAAGAAGAAAAAAAAAAUAAAAAAAAAAAAAUAUGAACAUUCAGCGACGGACACCGAGCAUCUGGGGAGAAAUACCACGUGGAACAAAUUAGGUCUGUUCACCACGAAUGUAUCUAACGUCGGAAAUAGCUACCUGGAAAUGAAGAGCAUCAAGCUGACUUUGUGCAACACGCACAACAAUGAAGACGACAUAGCGACUGUGCUGAACCUCAAGUUAAAUGCAGUGAAUAAUAGGGGGCACAACAAUCUGGGGGGAAUAUUCUACCACUACUAUAAUUCGUUCCUCUCUUCAGUGUUCUUCGCGGAAAAGUUUGCCCACCUGUCGAACGGGGGGGAGGACACUAACGAAUGGGUGGACAACCAAGUCAGCCAAUGUGAAAACGAAAGUGGAAACCUACACCAAGGGGAAAAGGAAGACGAAAUUAAGGAGGUAAGUAACACCCCUGUGGAAGAACAAAACAAUCGGGGUGAAGCAAUAAGCACAGAUAACGAUGCGGCAGUGAACCCACCAGAUGGAGAGACGCACAAACCGAGCGACCACACCCAUAAGAGGAAAAUCGGAUGCCUUUCCGAGACGCCCAACUGCGAUGAUGAAAACGAACAGAAGGAAAUGGGUCACUCGGAACAGCAUGACCAGGAUGACACAGAUGUAGCGCAGAUAUCACGUGGAAAUAAAAAAAAAAAAGUUAAACUAGACAAUGGGGGGGACACAGUGGAGCAUGACGCGAACAACGUCGAAAGGAAUGAUGGUGGUCGGUGGCGUGAUGAGGCUCACACGGAAGGGGGAAGCUCCGACCGCGCGGAAGAUAAGAAGGGGGAAAAUGAACCAGCGAACGAGUUGGAAGUAACAACCGAUUAUGAGAAUUCCCCAACGCAGGAAAAGGCUAACGGGUAUGACACGCUGAAAGAUGUGCACGAGGAGAAGAGCAACCAGGUGGAAGGAGCAGUCGAAGGAACAGCUGAACCGGAAGAAGCGACCCCAAACGGAGAGGUCACAUGUAAAGAGACCCCAAGCAAAGCGAACCACCUCACACUACUAUUGUUCAUGAACUACAUGAACCGUGUUAUCGACAACGUAGAAGCCAGCGUGAUUAUGAAGAACAACGUGUGCGAAGGAGUGUACUACCUGAGACAGCAAAAUGGAGUAAACAUUUGUCAAAAGGUGAGCGGCCGCUUAAAGAAGCAACUGAAGGCACAAAACAUGAAAAAGAAAAAAAAAAAAAAAAAAAAAAAAUUAAGUGAAAUCACUAUUUUAAAAAAUACAAAUGUAGAUAUACAGAAGAAAGAUAAAAACAACAUAUCCAGCAGUAUGGAUUUGAAAAAAAAAGUUGACGUGAAUAAGUUCGCCUACCUCUUCUAUCGACUGCCUCUCCUUCUUUCGGGGAAUAAGUUUGUAAGCGACUUGGAUACUUUAAAGUGCAUAGGUCAGAUAAGAAGUGUCUUCCACUAUUAUGUUGAUUUUUCCAAUUCUAGAAAUAUCGCCAAUCUGGUGGAACUACUUGAAGGGUAUGCCAGCCAUUCCAUGUUUCACAAGAGUGUGAGCAACUCGAGAAGAAGUCUCCACGAUAGGGAGGACAAGAGCGGCACUAGGAGGAAGCUCUCUGCAAGUGGCGUGUCGGUGGAGACAGCCACAACGACAGACGUGACAACAGUAGCGGCAGAAGCGGUGGAGAAGGCGCUGAAUCAGGAUGCAGAGGAACAACCCAGUUUGGACAAUUCGUUCGACGCGGGGGGAGAGGACGGGCCCGAUGAUGCCGCCGAGCAGGUCGAAAAUGCAGACGAACAGACGAGCAGCACUGCCACGAUCACGGAGGUGGCUCCCACUGAAGAAGUUAGAAAAAAUGAACCAAUGAGUGAUCACCCAUUUGAGAAUGAAAAGGAAAGCAUCACAGAAAAUGGGGACACAGAUCUAGUUAGAGGAAGCACGUGUGCCAGCACCGUCAGUGCGUAUUGCCCAAGUGUGGUCGGGGAGAACCAUCACGAUGUGCAGGAAGAUCCACAUGAAAAGAGUACCAAAACGAAGAAAAAAAAAAAAAAAAAAUCAACUGGAAGUGGAAAUAAUUGUAAGGGGAAUAUGCCCAAUGAGUCAGUGUUAGAACAAGGGGACUCUUUCAACCUUGAAGACGGACAGAGAAACGAAAACAACACAUGUGAUAAAGGGGGGAUAACGAAGGGAGACGAGUCAGGGAAGGAGUCCCAACCGUAUGUCAACAAGAGCUUCAACUUAGUAUUCUGUCUCUUCGAUAACGGAAAUAAUAUCUACCUCCUAAUCUACGAAUCGGACAGCGAUAACAGAAAGAAGUAUGCAAAGAAUAAACUCCUUCGAAAAAAAAACGAGUGCAACAAUAUCGACUAUUUUUUUAGGGAGCUAUACGAGAAGGUGCAUCAGAGCAGCUCCAAGGAUGGGGCCUUCUCAAUUUUGAAGGCUCUCUUUUGUAAUGGGGUUGGUGCCUCGGUGGGAGAUUCCUCUGCCAGUAUUGCCAGUGGAGUGAUCCCCCAGAGUGCAAUCGGCUUCACCGGAUUGAGUGACGUGACCAGUUCGACCGGAUUAACUGGAUUGACCAGUUCGAUGGGGUCGAUGUGGUCCAUGGGGUCUAUGAGCGGAACGAGUAACCGCAGCGGAAGCGGCAGCAGGGUUAGCGGCCACAGGGUGCAGGGCAGCUCCAAUGCGAAUUCAAACGUUAGCACAGUAAACGCCACCACCGGUAUCAGCACUGUCUGCGGCACCACACCCGACGAACUGAACUGCCUAAAGAUGAGCGAAAUGCUGCUGAACAAAAAUGUUCUAGAAAAUAUACUGCACAACUUUAGCGCCUUUAACAUUACCAAGAACCUGAGCUUGAAGCUGGCCAACGUUAUCGAACUGACUUACUACGAUUACCUUUUUAUAAAGAGGCACAAGUUUUUUUACUCGAAGAGGGGCGUGAAGAUUUUCGACGCGUGUAAUAAUUUGUACGGCGAGGGCGAACCCACGGAAGACGACCUGGGCGGCAGCGUCGUCGGAGGGAGCGUCAUUGGGGGCAGCGUCGUCGGAGGAAGCGUCAUUGACGGAUGCGGCAACAGGGAUGACUACCAAUUGACGAACAAGCUAAAAGAAAUCCUUUCCAAAUUGUACUCUGACAAAGGAAGCAACAACACGUCGUUCAAUUAUAGAGGGAUGUUAUGUGGGGAAAGUAGCCUCUCUGGAACUGGGGACGUCAGUAGGGUUAGUGCAUACGUUAAGGAGGAAAAGGCCAAACUAGGAGGAGUGGUCACACCGAUGGGAAUUUCCGACGUCGUUGCGGCUGGCUGCAGUGGAGGCAUUACCGAUUGGCGGAAUGUAAACCCCUUCCUGUGGGGACCGGAGAACAGCACCUUCGCAGGUAGCGUUGUAAAUGGCGUUCCAGGAGACCUCAGCGGAACGACCAUGAUGGCGUACGAAUUCGCCAAAAAUGGAAACCUGCUUAACAAAGGGGUCAAGGAAAAAGUUUUAAAUAAACAGAUAACAAAAAAAAACGACAAGAGAGACAAGAAAGAUGGACAAAGGAGUAAAAACAAAAAGGAGCAGAAAAACCGUCUGCACGAUGACCCUAAGAGUUGUAACACAAGUGGGGGAAAACUACCCUCAGGCAAUACAAUCACGAAGAGUGAAUUUAGCCAAUAUAGCAACUUGGAUUUGGUAACACAUCAAAGUAGGGACAACUCCAUUAACGGCAUCGUAAGGGAGUUCCUCCUCAACGGGUGUGAGGAUAACACCAUGGCGGAACAGGUGAAGGAAAUAAUUGGAAGGUACAACUCCUUUGGGGGGAACACAAAAAGCGGCUUCAGGGGGAAAUGCCACCCGGCAGAAGGGUCCAUGUAUUCAACGAACAGCUUCAGCGCGUACGACGUGUAUAAGUUGUUUCUGCUGGAUAAUGGCGCCAGGGGGGGUGAGACGAACACUACGAUGGGCGAUCCCGUUGGUGAUCCCGUCGACAGCUUGACCAGUGGGGAAGGCACCCCCCCGGGCGCAACGAACGAACCAGAGCAGGCACCACCCCUCUUCAAAAAUAAGGAAGAAAGAAAAAAGUACCUGAACAACAUCCUCUUCGAUAAGGCCACCCUAAACAAUUUUCGAAGUUUCAUUCUGAAGAAAAGGCAGAUGGAAUUUUUUUACAAAAACUGGAACGGGCUAGCAAAUUGCAUAGAGAGGGAGAAUAACUUCAUAGACAUUGGGAAUAUUUUGUCAUUCCAUCUGAACAGGAGUAACUUCGUUAAACAGUUGAACUGGCGCAGCGUCGAGGAGGUCGAGACGAAGGUGAACUUGAGCAGGAGCAGUAUCAGCAGCGUCAGCGGAGUUAAAAUUAAGGCAGAAGAGAACAAAGCAGGUUCCUUCGCUGCGUUGCCCGGAAAUUGCACCAAAGAUGGUAACAACGCGAUUGAAGAGGGGGCAAAUUCAAGCCUGUGUAAGAGCGAGCCCGCAAAUGGGUCCCCACCCCCUGCAGAAGAUCAUGCCCAACAACCUGAUGGGGAAAAAAAUAAUGAAAACGACGAAAAGGACGCAAGUGGCACUGUCGUUACGGUUGGUGAUGACAAGAGCGGCCUCAGCGAAGGGAACGUCCUUCCCCCCGUUGUGAAGGAAGAAAAAAAUAUCCAGCCCGAUCUGUCCAAUCGUGACGAGAGUGAACAUAAAGGGGAAGAUCAAACUGAAGACCAAACAGAAGGCCAAAAAGAAAGCCAAACAGAAAGCCAAAACUAUCGUAAUCGCAGUCGCUCUCGCGAUGGCGAAAGCUUCGACGAGCUGAUCGGCCACAACUAUGAAAAAAUGAAAGACCUCUAUAAUAACCUGAAUGAAGAAAUAGUAAAAAACAAACUCCUACUGAUGAGUAAAAUUAUAGAUGAGAACCACUUUUACAACGUUGCUGAUAUGCCGCUGUAUGUAAAUUUAGUCUUUUACAAGUACAGUUGUGUUAAUACGUGGAACAACUUGGUUCAUAAUUUGAGGGACAGCUUCCUAAGGGAGGAGGAGGCCCACUUUUUAACUACAAACGGGGUAAUGAACAAGAAUGUGGCUCCUGAAAAUGGCCUAAAUGAGGCGUUUAUCCUGACGCCCACGCCGACAACCUUACCAACCAAGGAAGCAUUACCGGAGGAACAUAACCCUUCGAGCGAUGCUUGCGUGGCGGAGAGGAAGGAGGAGAAGCAUCAUCAUAAUGAUGACAACGGAAAAGCGCCCCCCGUUGGGGAGACAGUGACAACCCAGUAUAGUAAUAACCCUGUGGGGAAGGAGAACGGCCCCGAGGAAGGGAACAAAAUGGGAGACCAAAGCAGUGAAGCAGCCCCCCCCUCAGGCGUAGGCCCAUCCACAUCGGUUGUUCCACCUGCUGUGACAGACCCGAAGAAAAGCGCCCCAAUUUUCAAUCAAAAGAAAAAUGAGAAAAAUGAGAAAAACGGAAAAAAUGUUAAAAAUGAAGAGAAGGAAAAGCCAAACCAUUUCACAUGUAGUGUGUGCUUCAACUAUCAGUUGAACAACAUAAACAUUUUGUACAAAUGUGUUGGAUGCUUCACUUACAUGCACAAAUAUUGCUACGGAAUAUAUCAGAAAGGAAGGAGCGAUGAAUUUCUGUGUGAGAAGUGUACACUUAGCAAGUACAUCAACAAGAGACGACAGCAGGGUGAAGAUCCCAGUAAGAGCAGCAGCCACUCGAAAAAAAAAAAGAAAAGCAGCAACAACAGUGCAGCAACAGCAACAGGAGCAGGAACAGUUGGAACAGCAUCGGUGGUGGCUGCUGCUGCGGUGAGUAGUGGGCACACCCAUGACUGCAACACGAAUGACCCAUGCGAUAACCCAAGCAAAAGUACCCUUGACGUAUUUAAAGGAUUUGAAAGUUGCUGCUACAUAUGCAAGAAGGAUGGAGGCGCCUUGAAGAAAACAACGACAAAUCAGUUUGUUCAUAUUUUUUGUGUUUUAUUUUUUAUCUCCAAAGUGUUUUGUUUAAAUAUUUACAAUUUGAACCUGUGGGAUGUUAGCAAUUUGAGAUCCUUCGAAAAUGUCUGCUGUAUUUGCAAUAAAAAUGGAGCCGUCAUAAGAUGUGCCUACUGCGAAGAAGACGCUCAAGGGGAAAACACUCCAAGUAGUGCGAACACGCACACAAAGUACGAGAAGAAGGAGAAGAAGUGCAAUAAGUGGUUUCACCCUCUGUGCGCUUAUUUGGAGGGGUACCAUAUGAAUGUUGAAAUUUACGAAGAUCUGUUUGUAAUGACCUAUUUUUACGAUAACUGCUUCUCGUGCUUCCAUGUGAUCACACACUGCAAUGACCACGUUCCUCCGGGAAGCUACCAAAAUAGGGAAGCCGUUAAAUGGAAGAGGAACAAGUCCUACCUGAGCAGCAGCAGUGGUGGCGAACACGGCAGUGGCAAUAACGACGGCGCAGCUUCCCCCAAGUCGAGCGACGGAAACAUAAUAAAUAUGGGAAUAAACAACUUCCAAAGUGGUAAGAUCGAGACGAACGCCCCAUGUUUACACAAUCAGCAGAACGGCAGUAGCAGCACGCCACCUCUUCAAAACUGCGUCAACGCCAUUCUUGUAAAAGAGGAAACCAGCAACGAAAUUUGCGCGACUGAGCAGAUUGAAGAAGCCUGCGCGUUGUAG
Messenger RNA from Plasmodium coatneyi, 10926 nucleotides. RefSeq lists its product as uncharacterized. The coding region runs from base 1 to 10926 and encodes 3641 amino acids. The transcript has 2 exons. The record is from RefSeq and is a predicted model, not a curated record. NCBI's taxonomy places the organism in Eukaryota, Apicomplexa, Aconoidasida, Haemosporida, Plasmodiidae.